This is a messenger RNA of Leopardus geoffroyi (Geoffroy's cat), 1644 nucleotides long. RefSeq names its product testis expressed 26 (gene TEX26). The transcript is spliced from 8 exons. Gene Ontology annotation, cellular component: cytoplasm. NCBI's taxonomy places the organism in Eukaryota, Metazoa, Chordata, Mammalia, Carnivora, Felidae. The record is from RefSeq and is a predicted model, not a curated record. Bases 301 to 1062 code for a protein of 253 amino acids.
CACCCAGUCCAGCUGGAGCAGAGGGCAUCGCGGUGGCCUCUUUCCAGCAAGAAUGGCACCGCCUGGGCUGGAGGCUGCGUGCCCCUUUCAAGGAGGCCACCAGAUUCAGCCAAGCGAGGCCACCUGGGAUUCCUACGCGACCACAAUGAGGACUGCAUUCACGCCCAAGACGGCAGCGGUGCCUGCUUUAAUUCGAUGCUAAUGUUAACCAGUCUUGUUCACAAGUAGCCGUGAAUGAAAGGAGUUGGGUGUGGCACUGCCAUUCAAGGCUUUGAACUCUCUCUGAGUUAAGUGCCAGAAAUGACAAGUCGAAAGGGUAUCAGAAGACUAGGAUAUACCUAUUCUCUUAGUGACCCUGUUCCCAAUCAGACACAGUACAACGAUGAGUAUGUUUGGAAAUCAUGUUCUAAAGAAGACUGGAUCAAAACCAGGACUUCAAGAGGAGUCAGGAGCCAAAUAUCUCGCCCCAGUCAAGAUUUCUUUCUCUGGACGUUGCCUCGGGGCCAAUCAACAGCAUCAAUAAAGAGCCACCUCCCUUGGAAAAUCGCUGCUACAAAGGAAGAGGUUAGGAAGGCGAUAGCAAAUCAGUUUAUUUCUACUUCUAGAAGAGACUUUGUGGACACAGCAAAAGCUCAGGAGAUUCAGGAAAGUUCUCAGAUGUCGCUGGGACAGAAAAAGUUACUUCCUCGACCUGCGGACACUGAGUUUCGACGGAAUUACCAAGUUCCAGCUAAAAUUCCUGAGCUUCAGGACUUCAGCUUCAGAUAUGGAUGCUACUCAAGCCUCCCAGUUGCUUCUCAGGGUCUAGUCCCUUCCGUGCUGUACGGCCACAUGAGGAAUCAAGAACGCACAAAGAAGCAGACUACGUACCAAAGCGAUUAUGGGAAAACCUACCUGGAUUUCUUAGUGAUUUUAAACUCAUUUACUCCCUCUCAAAUCACAGAGUACCUUCAGCGUCUUUCCUACAAAGACAGACAAAUUCUUGAUCGCUUUAUUCGCUCUCACUAUGGCGUUGACAUGGGACAGGAAAAUAACGGAAACGGUUCAAAUGAAGAAAAUUGAAAAUCAAUGAAAGCACCGGGUCAGAGGACCUACUGAGUCAUUUUUUCAAUAAUGAAAAAAUAAUAAGAUCCAAAUUGUUCUAAAUAAUUUAUUCGUGACGCUGUGUAAUUUUGUUUUAUUUUGUUUUUAAACAAUAAAAUCAUUUAAGGUCAUAAAUCCUUCCCACCACCACAGCUUUAAGUGUAUCUAAUAGAUUUUGCUGUAAUGUUUUGUUCUAUUAUCUUCUGGAUACUUAAUUUGUGGUUUCAGUUUUGAUAUCCUCUUAGACCCAGAAAUUAUGCCAAAGAGGUUUCUUAAUUUUCCAAUAAUUAGAGGAUUUAAAAAAAAAAAACGUGUAAUUGUUGAUUGCCUGUUUGAAAGUUAAAAAUAUAUAUAUUUGCUUUGGAAAAUACACCAAAGUUUUCUUUCGUUGUGCAUAUAAUUAAUUUGUAAAUUACAUGAAUAUAAGACGAGAAAAAAAUGUGUAGGCUAUUGUGUUUCUCACAUCGUGUCUAUCUUUGCUUUAAUUGUAUACUUGAACUGUCAAAUUCUGAAAGAAUAAUAUUAAAAACAGCCCACAGUAAAAAUGUUUUCAUUAAUGUC